Messenger RNA from Polistes dominula (European paper wasp), 2174 nucleotides. It is a transcript of the gene DMAP1, whose product is annotated as DNA methyltransferase 1 associated protein 1. NCBI's taxonomy places the organism in Eukaryota, Metazoa, Arthropoda, Insecta, Hymenoptera, Vespidae. The record is from RefSeq and is a predicted model, not a curated record. Gene Ontology annotation, cellular component: nucleus; NuA4 histone acetyltransferase complex; Swr1 complex. Gene Ontology annotation, molecular function: transcription corepressor activity. Gene Ontology annotation, biological process: negative regulation of transcription by RNA polymerase II; DNA repair; chromatin remodeling.
AAUAUUGUAAGAUGAUUACAAUUAUUUCUACGAGAUAGCGCUAGUGUAGUCGAAACAGUUUCGGUUCAUGUGAAAGUAUUGAGUGUGUCAGACAGUGGUGCAUGUUAUGAGAAAUAUACUUAUUUAAUGAAGAUUUCAAGAAUUAAGGAUAGCUUGAAUGAAUAAAAUGUCUGAUGUACGAGAUAUAUUGGAUAUUGAAGUUCCAACUACUACGGAACUUACGAAAGAAUCUAUUUUGGGAAGUGAUAAAAAGAAUAAAAAGAAAUAUGAAUAUAAGGUACCAAAACGUCCAGAGGGUAUGCACAGAGAGGUCUUUGCUUUAUUGUGCAAGGAUAACAAUGAUGUCCCACCAUUAUUUCCAACCGAUACAGCUAAAGGAUAUAAACAAGUUAGAGCUAAAUUAGGUAUGAAAAAAGUAAGACCAUGGAAGUGGACUCCAUUUACUAAUCCUGCUAGAACUGACGGUGCUGUUUUUCACCAUUGGAGAAGAGUCGCCGAUGCAGGAAAAGAAUAUCCUUUCGCUAAAUUCAAUAAGAAAGUUCCCAUACCGACUUACACGAAUGCUGAAUAUGUUCAACAUUUAGUUACUAAUGGUUGGACUCGUGCAGAGACCGAUCAUUUGUUUGAUCUUUGUAGAAGAUUUGAUCUUAGAUUCAUUAUAAUAAAAGACCGAUGGGAUAAAAACAAAUUUCCUAUUAGAAGUGUAGAAGAAUUGAAAGAAAGAUAUUAUCAGGUUGGCGCAGCUUUGAUUAAAGCAAAAUCUCAUACGGAGAAAGUUUACACUUUUGAUGCAGAACACGAGAAACGAAGGAAAGAUCAGUUAAAGAAGUUGUUCGCUCGGACGCCGGAACAAGUGGAAGAAGAACAAACUUUGUUAGCUGAAUUGCGUAAAAUAGAACAAAGAAAGAAAGAAAGGGAUAGGAAAACACAAGAUUUGCAAAAAUUAAUAACUGCGGCAGACCAUCAAGCAGAUCCAAGGAAAAGCGAAAGAAAACCUUCCAAGAAAAAUAGUAAUUCUUCUAGAAACAGACCGAAUAAAAUUGAUGCUUCUCAUGCUGUAGAGUCUGCCGGUAUCAAGUUUCCUGAUUUCAAAAACAGCGGAGUUUCAUUGAGAUCGCAAAGAAUCAAAUUGCCAAGUAGUCUUGGACAAAAGAAAAUGAAAGGCAUUGAACAAAUGUUAAAUGAAUUAAAUAUAGAACUAAAUCCUCCACCUACGGAACAAAUAUGUCUGCACUUUAAUGAAUUAAGAAGUGAUAUAGUGCUUCAUUAUGAACUACGAAGUGCUUUGUCUACCUGUAAUUAUGAACUGCAAUCAUUAAGGCAUCAAUACGAAGCUCUUGCACCAGGAAAAACUUUGACAAUACCUCCAGCUCUUUUACCAAAAACAGAGCCCGAAGUAAAAGCAGACAUAAUAGAUGUUGUCGGAUCACCAAGUAUGCCAAAUGUAAAUCAUUAAGUAUUAAUAAACUACUUAUUGUAAAUAUUAUAUAAUCUAAACUGAUAAUUUGUAUAUACUUAACAAGUGAAUAAUCCAUCGGCUUCUGAAAUAUUUCUUCUAUGCUGUAAGGUUUCUACUUUCCGUGAAAUGGACAAAAACGAAUGAAAAAUAAAUAAAUUAAAAUUCUUCUAAUUGUAAGAGAUAUGAACAUUAUUGUCUUUCAUUGAAAAAUAACAUUAAUAAAAUAUACGCCAAAUUAGAUUUAAUAAACAAUCCAUACGAACGACAAAAAGGGAAAGAAGUAUACGAGGCACGUGGUUACUUAUAUAUCUGUGUAUUUUAUAUUGUCGACAAAAAGUAACAAUGUACGGUGAAACCGUAUAAUUUAUCUACAACAAUCUACAAUAGAUUACAAUAUGUUGUCUUGUCGGAGGAUGGCGGAGAAGGACGAAUACAAGAACUGGAUUUGGUUGGAGGUUUUUGCUUAUAUAAUCUGUUUUUUUUUUUCUUUUUUUUCUUUUCUCAUCUUAUCUUCUUCGAAUAAGGAUUACAGGAGGGGGAAAAAAGGUAUCGAAGGAAAAUGCGUGUAUAUGCUGAGGUGUUUUGGUAGUGGUGGUGUUGGUGGGUGGGUAAGAGGUUUAAGGGUGGAAUCAGGGUUAGGGGUAGAGAUGGUCGAUACAGGCCUUUCUUCGUUUCGUGCUCCGUUAUUCGCAAUACAAUUGAUUUUAAUUCUAUA